GGGACGGAGAGUGGAAAAGAUGGGGUCGCGAGACAAGGACCAAACGGCACCGCAUCAGCCUCUCCUGAGCAGCCUAGUUAUACGGCCUUCCGACAGCAGCGGCGGCGGCACCGGUGGUAGCGAUUAUGAGCCCGGCGAGCUUCGUCGGGAAGCUCCCCACUAUUCCCGCUCGGAUCGUUUCAGCGAUGGCCCUGAUCGGCAGUGCUCCCAAACCCCAGAUCGAAGCAGAUAUAGAAUUCGUGCAGGUUCCAGUUCUCCUGUCAGGCGACGAAAUCCUGAUCAUCGGUAUAAUUCUGAAUUUGAUCAUUCAGGUGGCUUGCCACGCAGUCGUGGAUUUGGCAGCGAGAGGGAUCCUGGUAGGUAUCGAAACCAUUCCCCGCCUUAUGGUCGUGGAAGGGGUGGUGGCCGGUCAUUUGGUAGAGGUUUGGAUGGGCCUGGAUUUGGCCCUGGUCCCAUCAGAAGUGAAGGUAUAAGAAAUAAUCCAAACGUGCGUCCAAGGGAAGGAGAUUGGGUUUGCCCAGAUCCUUUAUGUGGAAACCUAAACUUUGCAAGGCGGGAACAGUGUAACAACUGCAACAGAUAUCGCGAUGGACCUGGAGAGAGUCCUCGAAGAGGUUUUCCUGGGCCGCCACCUCCACAUCCACCCCCUAGGCGCUUCUCUGGUCCUCCAAUGGAUCGUUCUCCUGGCAGGACCAUGAAUGGCUACAGGUCCCCUCCUCGUGGUUGGGCCAGAGAUGGGCCUAGAGAGUUUGGUGGUGGGGCUCCAUCACAUCGCAGACAUGACGGCAGGUUUCCCGAUCACAACAUGCGGAGAGAUCGUCUGGAUUAUCCUGAAGAUGACUACAGGGAGAGGAACAAGUUUGAUAGACCAGCCCCACCAGAUUGGGGUCAUAGGGAUCGUGGAAGGGACAGCUUCUUCAACAAUGAAAGGAAAGGAUACGAGAGGCGACCACCAUCUCCUCCUCCUCCACCGCUGCCUCCUCGUGGCCGAUGGGGACGUGAUGUAAGAGCUAGGAGCCGGUCUCCUGUUAGGGGUGGACCCCCACUAAAGGACUAUCGGCGGGAUGUGUAUAUGGGACGAGGCCGAGAUGAUCGGCAUGGCAUUAGGCGAGACCGGUUUGGUGAACCAUACUAGCAAGAGAUGUAACUUGCAGUUGUAGGUGACAGAUGAUUUUGGUUGGUGUGUUCUGGGUUAUUAGGCGGAUGAGAGAGCAAAUGAGACCACACAUUUAGGACUGAAUUCAGUAUUUUGUCUCUGAUUCUUCAACCCCUUGUGGAUGGAAACUCUUGUUUCUUUUUGUUAUUCUUUCUGGUCAUAAUUUGGUUCUGUUUUCCGUCGUAGAUCAUGACUACCUCCAUGUGGGGUUUUUGCUCACCUCUUGUAAGAUCACUGUAUAUUUCAAAGUGUUAUCAAGUUAACGUGGGGCAAGAUAUUCUGAAGUGGUGA
Messenger RNA from Vitis riparia (riverbank grape), 1447 nucleotides. Its product is annotated as transcription initiation factor TFIID subunit 15b. Gene Ontology annotation, cellular component: nucleus. The coding region runs from base 20 to 1135 and encodes 371 amino acids. Lineage: Eukaryota; Viridiplantae; Streptophyta; Magnoliopsida; Vitales; Vitaceae. Gene Ontology annotation, molecular function: transcription coregulator activity; RNA binding. The record is from RefSeq and is a predicted model, not a curated record. Gene Ontology annotation, biological process: regulation of DNA-templated transcription. The transcript is spliced from 4 exons.